CCUUCCCCAGGCGUUUCCGCUUCCGGCGUGAAGCAAGAUGGCGUCUCCUGUGGAGUUCUUCUGCUGGCCGGGCGGCUGGGGGCUGCCUUCGGUGGACCCUCCCUGCUUGGCUGUCCUGGCCUACGCGCGCUUCACGGGGGCGCCCCUCAAGGUGCACAAGGUCAGCAGCCCCUGGAGGAGCCCCUCAGGGACCCUCCCGGCCCUGAAGACCCCGGAUGAAGGCGUCCUCUCCGACCCCCAGCAGAUCAUCACCUACCUCAGGAAGCAGAGAUUCAACGCAGACUAUGACCUCUCCGCCCGGCAAGGGGCCGACACGCUGGCCUUCGUGUCACUGCUGCAGGAGAAGCUUCUUCCCGUGCUGAUCCACACCUUCUGGGUGGAUGCCAAGAACUACGUGGAGCUGACCCGGAAGUGGUACGCGGAGGCCAUGCCCUUCCCGCUGAACUUCUUCCUCCCGGGGCGGAUGCAGAAGCAGCAGCUGGAGCGCCUGCAGACGUUGUGCGGGGAAAACUGCCUCGAGAACGAAGAGGAGCUGGAAAAGGAGCUCUACCGUGAAGCCCGGGAAUGUCUGACGCUCCUCUCCCAACGGCUCGGCCAGCAGAAGUUCUUCUUCGGAGACUCGCCCGCUUCCUUGGACGCCGUCGUGUUCAGCCACCUGGCCCCGCUGCUGAAAGCCAAGCUCCCCAACGCCAAAUUCCAGCAACACCUCAAGUCUCUGCCCAACCUCUGCAACUAUUGCACCUCCAUCUUGAGCCUGUACUUCCCCUGGGAUGAAGGGGACCCCCCUGCCCCGGUGACCAAGUCGGCUUCCGGCGACGGGAGCGAGAGCGAGGAGGAGCCCCACAAGCGGCGGAACCAGGUGCUGUCGGUGCUGGUGGGCCUGCUGGCCAUGGUGGGCUAUGCGCUGCUCACGGGGAUCGUCUCCAUCCAGAAGCAGAGCCCGGGCACGGCGGGCCGACGGGCCAUUGCCCUCGAGGAGGAGGAGGAAGACGAGGAGGAGGAGGAGUGAGGGGCCGCUCAGGGACAAUGGGACCUCCACUGCAGCGUCCACUCCUGACCCAUAUUUCACAUCCGUUUCCCUUCGCGUUCAUUCCUUUGCCCAGGCCGUUCCCGGACUCAGAUGGCUCUGGUAGGAGGUCAUUUCCCAGUGCCUUAACGGUGUUCUUAUUCACUACAGUCGGGCAUAAUUGCCAUUGUCAACAUUACACCAAAGGGUGGGAAACUUUCGGUCGGUUAAUGUGUUGUCGAAAGCUUCCAUGGCCAGGAUCACUGGGUUGCUGUGAGUUUUCCGCACUAAGGAAAUGUUUACAAGGUUCCUUACGUUAAAAAUAAAGUCAACACAAGGCUCCUUA
This is a messenger RNA of Anolis sagrei ordinatus, 1352 nucleotides long. It is a transcript of the gene MTX1, whose product is annotated as metaxin 1. NCBI's taxonomy places the organism in Eukaryota, Metazoa, Chordata, Lepidosauria, Squamata, Anolidae. The record is from RefSeq and is a predicted model, not a curated record. Gene Ontology annotation, cellular component: SAM complex; cytoplasm. Gene Ontology annotation, biological process: mitochondrion organization.